Molecule: messenger RNA, 1647 nt
Organism: Prunus avium (sweet cherry)
Lineage: Eukaryota; Viridiplantae; Streptophyta; Magnoliopsida; Rosales; Rosaceae
Product: cyclin-D4-2
Source: RefSeq, a predicted model, not a curated record
UUACCCUUCUGGUCUCCAGCUGUGUAUAUUUUUUCAAUCUCUCUCUCUCUCUCUCUCUCUCUCUCUCGUACUCACUUUACCCUAAAAGGAGCCACUCAUCUCCUUCAUAAGCUCCUCUCAAGCGGCAGUCUUUUCCGCAAACCUUGAGAGAGAGAGAGAGGGAGUGAGAGGGUCUCUGCUUCCCUUCAAUACACUAUUCAUUUUAUUGGCUUUUAUUUCCUUUCAUCAUAUUUAUUGUUCUUCUAUUCUUUGAUUAAAAAUAUCUUCUUCAUCCCCAAUAUCUGAAAACACUCAACAAACACACACUGCAUAUAUAAAACAAAAACCAAAGUCUGUCUUUAAUAACUUUUGUUUCAUAGUUGAUGAAAUUUUGGUAUCCAAAGUGAGAGAGAGAGAGAGAUAAAGAGAGAGUUUGUGUCCGUUUUGGAGAGAUUAUUGUUGUUGUUGCAAUGGCACCCAGCUUUGACUGUACGGUUUCAAGCCUGCUUUGCGCAGAAGACAACAUUUUCGAUGAUAACGAUUUUGGGUCUGUGAGAUUGGAGGAGGAGUUUGAUGAGGCUAUGUGGCCUCUUAGAAAUCAUCGAAACUAUGAUCAAAAUCGUGGCUUUGAUGAUGAGGGUGGACUGCCAUUGCAGAGUGAUGAGUAUUUGGCUUCAAUGGUUGAAAAGGAAUGCCACCACUCGCCUGGUUCUGAUUACUUGAUGAGUUUGCAAAGUGGAGAGUUGGACCUGGGUGCUAGAAAACAGGCUGUUGAUUGGAUUGGAAAGGCAAAUGCCCAUUUCAGUUUUGGACCACUCUGCCAAUAUCUAUCCAUAAACUACUUGGAUCGCUUCCUUUCUGCCUAUGAAUUCCCUAAUGGCAAAGCUUGGACUAUGCAAUUGUUGGCUGUGGCAUGCUUUUCUCUUGCAGCCAAAAUGGAGGAGAUUGAUGUUCCUCUCUCUCUAGAUUUACAGGUGGCGGAGUCAAAAUUUGUAUUUGAGGCAAGAACAAUUCAAAGGAUGGAGCUUCUGGUUUUGAGCACAUUAAGAUGGAGAAUGCAAGCAGUUACCCCUUUCUCCUUCAUAGAUUCUUUCCUUCUCCAGAUCAAUGAGGAUCAAAUCCCUCUCAGAGCUUCAAUCUUGAGAUCAUCCCAACUCAUUUUGACCACUGCUAAAGGAAUUGACUUCUUGGAAUUCAGGCCAUCAGAGGUUGCAGCAGCAGUAGCAAUUUCUGUUGCAGGAGAAGCCAAAACAUUAGACACUGAGAAAGCAAUCUCUAUGCUCAUUCAACAUGUAGACUUAGUAAAGGAGAGAGUGGUAAAGUGUGUAAAUUUGAUUCAUGAUAUGUCUUUAAUGAGUGGGGCCUUUAAGGAUGCUAGUGGCUCUGCCCAGUCUGUGCCCCGGAGUCCAAUUGGGGUCUUGGAUGCUGCAUGCUUCAGCUAUAAAAGUGAAGAGAGCACAGUUGGGUCAUGUGCAAAUUCCUUCCACAAUAGCUCUGAUUCUAAAAGAAGGAAGCUAAACAGAGCCUUUGAGGUGUAGUUAUAGAAGCUAAAUUAUUUUGAUUUUUGUUACAUAAGUAGAUUGGUGUGUUUGAUGAAGUUGAUCAAAGGAAAAAAAAGAAAAUUGAAAAAAAAAAAUGGUUGGAAAAGUAGAAUGAUGGGAGAGGAAU